Molecule: messenger RNA, 4294 nt
Organism: Cyprinodon tularosa
Lineage: Eukaryota; Metazoa; Chordata; Actinopteri; Cyprinodontiformes; Cyprinodontidae
Gene: inpp5d
Product: inositol polyphosphate-5-phosphatase D
Exons: 27
Coding region: 249-3497 (1082 amino acids)
Biological process (GO): phosphatidylinositol dephosphorylation
Molecular function (GO): phosphatase activity
Source: RefSeq, a predicted model, not a curated record
AGAGCGCAGGAACCAAGGCCCUCCUCUGCAACUUCUCAAAUGAGGAAGUUCAGUGCAGAUCUAGGAGCAGCUUCCUUUUAGAGCUUGAACAGGCACAGGAUGAUGAAGAGGUAGAACGGGUCCAUGCAAAGAUGAGAACGGCCGGGCAGAAAAGCUGAGAUCCAUAACGGUUGGAGGGAUUUUUGUCUUAAAUCGUUGACGACGGAUGCAAAACACUUGAGCUCACGGCUCUUGGGGUUUAAUACAGGAUGCCAAGUCAACAGCCUUGGUACCAUGACAAUAUAACUCGAUCCAAAGCUGAGGAUCUCCUCUCCAAAGCAGCAAGAGAUGGAAGCUUUCUUAUCCGGGACAGUGAGUCCGUACAGGGAGCUUACGCCCUCUGCGUUUUAUACCAGAACUGUGUGUACACAUACAGGAUCCUGCCAAAUGAGGACAAGAAGCUCUCUGUUCAGGCGUCUGAGGGAGUUCCAAUUAGGUUCUUUGCAAUGCUGCCUGAGCUGGUGGAGGCGUAUUACAGCCCCAACAUGGGCCUGGUCACACACCUGCAGUACCCAGUCCAGAGGGAGGAGGAGGUAGAAGAAGAGCAAGAAUCCAACAAUCAUCCACCGCGGCUUCCACCCCGGAACUUCACCGCUGAUGCAAAAGACUGUGAAUCCAAAACUUCAGAGCAGGCCACCAAGUCCUUGUCUGACAUGUAUCUGAUGAGGCUGCAGCACAUAGACCUGUCCAUGUUGUCAGACGAGCAUCAAAUGGCUGUUCAAGAAUACUUCAGGACCUCCAUCUUCUUGGAUGCUGAACAAGUGCAAAACGGCAACCCCAACCUUCCCGGCCUCAAGAAACUGAUCACGGCUGUGUGCAAAAAUCUAAACAGUGAAAUCUCUCGAAUCCUGCCCGCUCUGGAGAUCUUCCACAGAGCGUUGGAUCAGCAGCUCUCCCCAGGGAUUGGACCUAAACAAAUUCUUGCAGAUUCGGGUCAAUCUGUGUCCUAUAGGCUUGAACAGCUCACAAAAUUGCUGUACUCAAUAGAGGACAAGGCUAAAAGUUCAGUUUUUGAGGCGGUUGGCUAUGACGGAGGCCACCGGAAGUCUCUCAUACCAAUUGUUUCGUUCGAGGUGAAGCAAGAGUCUCUGGGUAUUUCAACAAAGAUGGUUCUGAAGGUGGAUGUUGAAAGUGGGAAACUGUACUUUAAGAAGUCUAAAGAUGGGCCUGAAGAUAAAUACUUUGUCCACAAUAAAAUCCUGCAGCUGGUGAAAUCCCAGAAGAUGCAUGCUAAACUCGUCAUCGUGGUUGAGACAGAGAAGGAGAAGAUCCUGCGUAAGGAGUUUGUGUUUGACGACACAAAGAAAAGAGAAGGCUUCUGUCAGCUGCUUCAACAGAUGAAGAACAAGCACUCAGAAAAGCCUGAGCCAGACAUGAUCACAGUGUUCGUUGGCACCUGGAACAUGGGAAAUGCUGGUCCUCCUCCAAACAUUGACUCCUGGUUUCACUGUAAGGGCCUGGGGAAGACGCGGGACGACACCGCCGACCAUAUCCCUCAUGACGUUUAUGUCAUCGGUACCCAGGAGGAUCCUUUGGGUGAGAGAGAGUGGUCCGACACGGUGAAGAAUGCUCUGAGGAAAAUCACCAACAUCAGCUUCAAGCAGGUGGCCACUCACACGCUGUGGAACAUUCGGAUCAUCGUCCUGGCCAAGCCCGAGCAUGAAAACAGGAUCUCCCACGUCUUCUCAGACAGCGUGAAGACGGGGAUUGCCAACACUUUGGGAAACAAGGGAGCCGUGGGAGUGUCUUUCAUGUUCAAUGGAACAUCCUUCGGCUUUGUCAACAGUCACCUGACCUCUGGGAGCGAGAAGAAACUCAGACGGAAUCAAAACUACAUCAAUAUCCUGAGGUUUCUGAAUCUGGGUGACAAAAAGCUCAACCCCUUUGACAUCACGCAUCGCUUCACACACCUCGUCUGGCUGGGAGACCUAAACUAUCGUGUUGAACUUCCAUCCUCAGAUGCUGAGGACAUUGUGGCAAAGAUCAAACAGCAGCAGUACCAGUACCUCCUGGGCAGAGACCAGCUCAACAAGGAGAGGAAUGACGGAAAGGUCUUCCUGCAUUUUGAGGAGGAGGAAAUAACAUUUCCACCCACGUAUCGCUUUGAGAGAGAUACACGAGAGAAGUAUGCCUACACAAAGGCCAAAGCUACUGGGACAAAAUACAACCUGCCAUCAUGGUGUGAUCGAGUGCUGCGAAAGUCUUAUCCUCUGGUUCAUGUUGUGUGCCAAGCAUACGGAUGCACUAAUGACAUCAUGACCAGCGACCACUCGCCUGUUUUUGCCUCGUUUGAAGUGGGAGUUGCAUCCCAGUUUGUCUCCAAGCAAGAUCCCAAUAGCGCUCCUCAGGGUGGUAUCCAGAUCAUGAACUGUGUGGCCAUCUUGCUGACAAAGUCAAAGACCAGGUUCUUUAUAGAGUUCCACUCCAGCUGCUUGGAGAAAACUGUGAAGACCUCAGAGGGAGAUAACACAGAUACUGACGGCGCCAUAAAAGUUUGGUUCGGGAAUAAAGUCGAGCUCACUCCGAUCAUCUCUGACCCCGAGUACCUCUUGGAUCAGCACAUCCUCAUAUGCGUGAAAUCGACAGACUCUGACGAGUCGUACGGAGAGGGAUGUGUUGCACUGCGAGCGGCACAGUUCUGCUAUAGGGAGUUCCAGAUCACGCUGACUCACCACGGAGAGAAGACGGGCACGCUGACUGGUGGCAUCCAGCUACGCACCUCUGAGUUUAAACCCACUGAGAAGUUAUACGAUUUCAUAAAAAUUGAAAGAGACGACGCUGCUCCUUCAAAGAGCAGAGGUGGAGACAACAGGUCCUCUGUUACACAAACACACGAUAUUACUAACCCCAAUUACAUGGGGUUUUCAUUCAAAAGUGGGAAUGUGACAGAUAAGGGCUGGAGUUACAGCAUGACCCCGAGAAAUGCUCCCAGUGGUGGACAAGGAGGUAAAGAGUCCAAGAAGCCCGGUUAUGAUAUGGGCCCAAGAAAUUCCACCGCCAUAAAUUAUACCGCGAGUGAAGAUGAGAAGCUGUCAGAGAUGUUAGACAACCCACUGUACGGUUCGAUGUCCAAAUUACACAAAGACCAAGCCCACCUCCAGCCAGACUUUCUUACACCAACAGCAGACGUAGAGUCUGAUCGCCCCCCGCUGCCCAUGCCACGCAACCGCUCCUUCACCUCCUCUGAGAACAGAUCCCAGCCUCCCACCCCCAUCAGCCUACAUCCCCCAGGACACAAGAAACCAGUGGUUCCCUCUCGCUCAGAGGGAGGGUUGGGACACAAUCAGCCUCCUCUGCCGUCCAAAUCCCGCCCAGAUCCACAGAACCCCAAACCCAGAGAUUACAGAGAAACCUCAGAGUUUCCCAGCAAACAGAGAAUCCCAUCAAGACCCGGUUCAUACCUGCCUAACAAAGACAUGCAUCCAGAGUUUCCAAAGACGGGCCGUCCAAUAAACUGAGAUAAAGCUGCAAAAAAAAGCCAGCACUGACAGAACAGCUGCCUUUCCUGCAUUAAGUGAAGCCAAAGCUCCAACUGCUUCUUUUCAUCACUGUGUCACAGUAUAGCCUAUUACUUUUCUGCACUGUCAAAAAAACAUAUUUCUCCCUUUGUUAUAGAUUUGAGUUAACUAGUGUUGCACCGAUACCAUUUUUUUGGCCCCGAUACUGAUACCUGAUACCUGGCUGUGCAGUAUCGGCCGAUACCGAUAAUAUCUGUUUGAAAUUGAUGUGUGUGUGUAAAUAUGAAGAAAUGCAUACUACUUGGAUGUAAAAUAAUUGUUGCCUACCUUUGUGAAGCAGGAAAAAAUCUAAUACAAAGUCGAAUACAAUAGUUGGAAAAAAGUUUAGCUCUCGAAAUGGUAUCGGUGCCCUAUUUGUUGGUACUCGCCGAUACAGAUACCACCAUUUUAGUGCUGGAUCGGGGCCCGUCCCAAUACUGGUAUCGGUGCAACACUAGUUAGAACUAAGCUACAUUUCCAGUCUUAUGCUAAGCUAAGUUAUCUAAACGAUGGCUGCAGCUUUAAAUUGAUCAGAUCACACCUGGUGGGGGCCCAGCAAGCUGUCAGUUUGUUCCAUAUAAGCCACUUAAUGGGAUCUGGGAUUAGAAACUAAACAUAACUAGUAUUGCUAUGUUUUUAUUAGCUUAGUUUUUAUUUUUUUUGUUUCCUCGCCAAGUCAGCUAUGUUUCUAUGGUAGUCCAAAGAGGUCAAAGCAAAUGUGAGAUCAAGAAAUGAAAUCACAUUAUAUUUCAGUUUGA